GGGGCGGACUCAGUCGGGAACCGCCGCCGGGUGGGCACUGGUCAGCGAGCGUCGCGAGCGUCACGGAGCAGUGUGACGACGCGUCACGGUCGUGACGGCUGCCGACACUGUGAGUCACAGAGGAAGUGUGACGGCUUGAGAAGGUCGGGACUGUGGGUGGAGCUGUGACGAAACUGUGACACCACAGUGCCUGGAGGGAGAAUCGUAACCGACGGCGGAGAGCGGCGGUGACGACAGACUGGGAAAUACUGGAGCGGUCAAGGCUUCCUAGUUGGGGACCACGGCUGAACUUUGGACUCUGAGAGGGAAGAAACGGAGGGCAUCCUCACAGGAAGCGGCACCGUCGCAAAAACCUAAAACAGUUUUGGUUGAAACUGUUUCCGACUGGCCCAGCUGAGGUGAGUUUGGCUCUCCAGUCGGCGGACCGCCGCGGUCGGAGGGGUCAGAGCGGGUGACCGGUGAGGGGUCGCGUCUGACGGCGAGGGGUGUUUCUGACGGCGAGGGGUGUUUCUGACGGCGCCGGCCGGAGACAGACCCAUGGCGUGUGCGGCGGCCACCGAGCCGGCCCGACAGGAGAUGUACGCCUUCUACGACGAGCGGGCCGCGGUGCCGGCCACCGGGCAGAUGCCGCUCACAGAGUUCGGCUUCAUGCCGCUGGAGAGCCAGCCGCACCCGCACACCGAGCAGCUGCACGGAGAGCAUCAGCAGCAUCAGGAGCAUCCGCAGCACCAGGAAAUGCACCCGGAACAUCAACAACAUCAGGAGAUGCACCCAGAGCAUCAACAGCACCAGGAGAUGCACCCAGAACAUCAGCAGCACCAGGAGCUACAUCCAGAUCAUCAGCAGCAUCAGGAGCAUCACCAGCAUCACCAGGAGCAUCCUCAGCACCAGGAGCUGCACCGCCAGGAGUCGCAGCAGGAGCUACAGCAGGAGCGGGCCGACCUGCCGCCGGAGCCGUCAGAGGUAAUGCACCCCGAGAUGCACCCUGAAAUGCACCCCGAGAUGCACCCUGAGAUGCACCCGGCAAUGCGGCCCGAGCACCACGCGGAGCUGCACCCGUCGCACGCGCAGCAGCACGCGGCGGCAGCCCACUACUACUGGUCCCAGGAGCAGCAGAUGCACCAUCCUCAGCACCACGGCCAGCCGCUGCACCACCCGCAGAUGUACUCGGAGGAGGACUACAGGCAGUUUGACAUGAAAAUGACAAUGUCCGGCUCGAAAACGUCGAGUUUCAGUGUGCGUGACAUAUUGAACCUGGGCGAGGUGAAGCCGCCUCCGAUGGGCGCUCACACCCCGCGGCCUCCCGGAGAAGUGGGCAUGGUGGCGGAGGAGUACGGCGGUGCCCUGUACCCGGCGGCGUACCCGUACCCGGAGGAGGGGUACGAGUACCGUCAGCCGGCCGGCGGGUACCGCGCCGAGUACUACGAGCCGCGCUGGCCAGCCGCCGAGGCCGCGCCCGUGUACCCAGCAGAGCCCGUGGAGCCGGCGGUCGCCCCGAAGGUCGAGGGCGACUCUCCGGGCUCGCCGCCGCGCUCUCCGACUGACGAGCGGACGUCGAGCACGCCCGCGCGGCUCUCCGACAUCCCCGCGACGGUGCCGACGUCUCGCGCCUCGCCCUCCGAGGACGCCGACGAGGCCGACGAGAAGGAAAGCGGCGGACGGAAGCGCAAGCGGCGCGUCCUCUUCAGCAAGACGCAGACGUACGAGCUGGAGCGCCGGUUCCGGCAGCAGCGCUACCUGUCCGCGCCCGAGCGGGAGAACCUGGCCAACCUGAUCGACCUGACGCCCACCCAGGUGAAGAUCUGGUUCCAGAACCACCGCUACAAGACCAAGCGCGCCACCCAGGAGCAGGGUCACGAGCUGCUGCCGUUGCCGUCGGCGGCGCGCCGCGUGGCCGUGCCUGUGCUGGUGCGGGACGGCAAGUCGCUGCCACCGGCGCCGGCCGCCGGGUACGGCCCGCCGGCGCCCUACCCCGGUCACGAGCUGCUGCCGUUCCCGCCUGGCGUACCGGGCGUGCCCGGCGUGCCCACCUCCGUGGUGGCCUCCAUCGCCAGCCUGCCGGCCUACAACCGGCCGCCCUACCCCUACUGGUGACCUGCCGGGUCACUGAACCAUUACUGGUGACCGGCCAGGUCAUAGAACCCUUACUGGUGAACUGGUGACCAGUAGCCGCACGGUGCUCCAAAACUGCGGCAGUAGUGACACACUGCCCGAUCUCAGGUUGGCCAGAAUGACAAUCGUGACGUGGCUGUGGCGAAGAGCCCUCCAGUGGCCGGCCGGAAGCGUUACGUUGUUGUCUGUUGGUGCUGUCGCCGUGCAUUUGCGAAUGUCGCCCGUUUGGACACGAGCCUUAGAACAUGUGGAAGUCUCUGGUGCCUUUACAAACCGCCUCCGUUACGUUUUCCCUCGAGCUUAUGCGACAUUGCCAAUGGAACCGAUGCUUAUCACUUGUCUUGUCAACUUGUCUAUUUAUCUUUAUCUUUUGAUUAACACUUGGUUAUAUUUUUAACCAAUCGACUUUGCUGUCGUGGGCUUAUUGUUAUACGUGUCCUAGGUAUGCCUAGGUAGGUAUGUUAACUUCAACAUUUUCAAGCCCAUGAAGAGGAAGACAUUCACUGUUCAUGCUCUGUAUCUAAUUAGGCAUCACUUAUCAGCGACUGCUUACUCUUCCCGCUUGUUCCCUCCUUCUUCGUUUUCGGGCCAAAUGAACUCUGACCUUUAAUCAUCGGAGCGCCUUAAGUUAUUGACCUCCUUAUAGUGUGACCACCCUAGUCGCUCAAAUGUUUGUUCUGCUUUCCGAAAUGCCAUGGAUGUUACGAGAUUGUAUAUCGCUUCUCUUCUUUCUUAAUUGCACCGUGGCUCUGCAACAGUCGCGCUGACCCCUAAAACGCGACCCCGCUGCUCGCGAUAAAGGAGUCGCGGGCCUUCAACGUACAAUAUUAGUUGUUCUGGCCGGCUCAUUAUAUUGUAGUGAGCACCGGAAUAAUGUGAUAUUAUGGUGUAGCUUAGACGGGCAAUUGUUUGCUGUACGGAAUGAGUGUGUCGCUUGCUGUAAGACGCGGAAUAAUUGGGCAUGACAGUGUUUUGACAUCGUUGUGUUACCUUGGAAAAUUGUCGAACGAUAUUGGCAUCACACAUAUCAAAAUGUAUGGUAGUGGCGUAAUGGUAUGAAUGUUCAAUAAGGUAUUUUGUUCGCUUGUAACGAUACCUAUCUAGGUUGUGUCUUGUUUUACCAUUCACUUGCAAAUAGGCAUUUUGUGAGAUCAUUGCUAUUGAGUAUGCAUAUAGAAGCUGUUAUUCGGUUUCUGCAUAUAAUUCAAAUGCUUUAUUAGCCAUGCAUCUUUGGACAGCUUAGGCAUUUUAACUUAGCGGCAUGAUCAGUUAAUGGCGACAUGGAUGAAAGUGAGCACAGGAUGCUACCCUUAAUUGACCAUUGUGUAGUGAGCAUGUUGAACGCACGACUGACUGAGUGAACAAACAAAAUAUAACUUAUCAACGCUGAACUCGAUAAAA
Messenger RNA from Amphibalanus amphitrite, 3513 nucleotides. Its product is annotated as homeobox protein Nkx-2.5-like. The coding region runs from base 538 to 2094 and encodes 518 amino acids. Gene Ontology annotation, biological process: regulation of transcription by RNA polymerase II; cell differentiation. The record is from RefSeq and is a predicted model, not a curated record. Gene Ontology annotation, cellular component: nucleus. NCBI's taxonomy places the organism in Eukaryota, Metazoa, Arthropoda, Thecostraca, Balanomorpha, Balanidae. Gene Ontology annotation, molecular function: RNA polymerase II cis-regulatory region sequence-specific DNA binding; DNA-binding transcription factor activity, RNA polymerase II-specific. The transcript is spliced from 5 exons.